AUGGCCAGUGCGCUCUAUCCACCUGUCACCGGGCCGGCGACUGUGGCCUCCCCCGGUUCCCCGACAACGGUGGCACAAGAGGCCAGCUGGGUUGUCGGCUUCCCGGCCAAUGUGAAGCCAAUAAGAGAAAACAUGGAGACAGAAAAUGAGACAUUGAGCUCAGACUUCAUUCUCCUGGGCCUCUUCCCUGUAAUGAGAUACACUGGCCUAUUUGUUUCUGUUGUCCUUCUUAUCGUCACCAUUGCCAUCACAGGAAACACCACCUUGAUCCUCCUCAUCUGGGCAGAUCCUUGCCUUCACACUUCCAUGUAUUUCCUGCUUAGCCAACACUCCCUCAUUGACCUGGCUUUCAUCUCUAGCAUAGUCCCCAAAAUGUUGGUCAGCUUUUUCUCAGGGAAGAGAAAUAUCUCCCUGAAUGACUGUGAGGCCCAGAUCUUCUUCACCUUGACUCUGGGAAUCACUGAGUGUCUCCUCCUGACAUUCAUGGCAUAUGACCACUAUGUGGCUGAUCCUCUCAAAUACCCAAUCAUUAUAAGCCACUGGGUCUCCCAGCUGAUAGCUGUGGGGCCCUGGGUGGGAGGAGCUCUGGCAUACUUUGUCCACACUGCCUAUGCCAUGCAUUUUCCUCUCUGUGGCCAAGAGCUCCACCACUCCUUUUGUGAGGUCAAAGUGAUCCUGAAGCUGUCCUGUGAGGAUAUCUCUGCCCACGAGAAAGGGGUAGUAAUGACCAUCAUUUUGGUUCUUCUUCCCACAAACCUCAUUCUGACCUCAUAUACCCUCAUCUUCCUCUGGGUCCUGCAAAUUAACUCCCCAGAGGACAUGAACAAAGCCCCAGCUACUUGUUCCUCCAAUCAGACUGUGGUUACCUUUUACUAUGGCCCAGCCAUGCUGAUAUACAUGAGGCCUAGGUCUUUCCACACCCGUAUUCUGAAUCAGGCUCUCUUUAUGUCUGACACAAUUCUCACCCCCAUGCUGAACCCCCUUAUCUAUAGCUUGAGGAACAGGGAAGUGGUGGGCUCAAUGAGGAAGGUGCUGGGGAGAUACCCCAUUUCAAAUUAG
Molecule: messenger RNA, 1059 nt
Organism: Phacochoerus africanus (Common warthog)
Lineage: Eukaryota; Metazoa; Chordata; Mammalia; Artiodactyla; Suidae
Product: olfactory receptor 2T27-like
Biological process (GO): G protein-coupled receptor signaling pathway
Cellular component (GO): membrane
Molecular function (GO): olfactory receptor activity; G protein-coupled receptor activity
Source: RefSeq, a predicted model, not a curated record